Messenger RNA from Acanthoscelides obtectus, 180 nucleotides. NCBI's taxonomy places the organism in Eukaryota, Metazoa, Arthropoda, Insecta, Coleoptera, Chrysomelidae. The record is from the annotation of a GenBank genome assembly.
AUGUCUCACAAUGAAAAUGACUCGACCAUUCAACCAUCUAUUAAUGAUAUGAUUUGGACAAAGAAGAAGCCUUCUGAAAUGGAUAAUGAAGCAACUCAUUUAAUGUUGUCCUUAAGAGAGGAAAAAAUACUUACUUUGAUGACAAAAGAACCAGAAAACUUAAAUUGUGGAAUGACAUAG